CCUUGGAAGCCAUGUCGCCCUCCGCCGUUCAGAUCGAAGAUUUGAGCUCGGCACCGUCAACACCUGCCACCGAGAUGGCCGACAAUGCGUCUAACGGGUCGACGCCUGGGAUAACCACCCCAGGAACCCCAUCCCCGGGAGAGCCCACGUAUGCCUUCUUUACCAACGGCACCAAUGGCGCCAGCAACGGCACCAACGGAACCAACGGCACCAACGGCACCAACGGCACCAACGGUAUUCACAGAACGAACGGAACCAAUGGCACCAAUGACACCAAUGGCACCAAUGGGUACUUUGCUGCCAACGGUGCCGCUCAACCCGCUACCGGAACCAAGUUCGAACCUGUCGCCAUAAUCGGCAUGGCCUGCCGCCUCCCCGGUGGAAUCUCGGACCCGGAAGAAUUUUACCAGCUCUGCUGUCGUGCCCGCAGCGGCUGGUGCGAGAUGCCCGAGGAGAGGUUCAGCAAGGCCGGCUACCACCAUCCCAAUCCCGACAAGCUGGGCUGCUUCAAUCCCGUCGGCGGCUGCUUCCUGACCGAAGACGUGGCCCUGUUCGAUGCCCCGUUCUUCAACAUUACCGAGAGGGAGGCCAUCUCGAUGGACCCUCAGCACCGUCUGAUCCUCGAGUGCACCUACGAAGCUCUUGAGAACGCCGGCAUCCCCAGGCACAAACUUGUCGGAAAGAAUGUCGGCGUUUAUGCCGGCGGGUCCUUCACCGAUUACGAGCUGAACAACCUGCGAGACCUGGACACGGCUCCCAUGUACCAGUCUACCGGAAACGCGCCCUCGCUCAUGUCGAACCGGAUCUCGUACUAUUUCGACUUCCGUGGCCCCAGCCACACGGUCGAGACGGCCUGCUCAUCCAGUCUGACGGCGCUGCACCUCGCCAUGCAGAGCAUCCACAGCGGCGACUCGUCUCUCGUAGUGCUGGCUUCGAGCCAUUUGAACCUUCUUCCGGACCAUUUCGUCUCCAUGUCUUCCCAGGGUCUCCUGUCCAGCGACGGGAGGUCUUACGCCUUCGAUUCACGGGCAAACGGGUUCGGCAGAGGCGAGGGUGCGGGCGUUGUCAUCCUAAAACCCCUCGCCGACGCCCUGAAGGACAACGACAACAUCCGGGCGGUCAUCGUCGGAACGGGCGUCAACCAGGACGGGCGCACCAACGGCAUCACCAUGCCCAACGCAGACGCGCAGCUAGACUUGAUGAAGAAGGUCUACAGCGACGCGGGCCUUGACCCAAAGGACUGCGGAUACGUCGAGGCGCACGGCACCGGAACCAAGGUCGGCGAUCCGCUCGAGAUGGGGGCGCUGCACAAGAUGUUCGCCGAGGGCCGAAACUCACGGAAGCCGCUCUAUGUGGGCUCCGUCAAGACCAACAUCGGCCAUCUCGAGGGCGCCAGCGGCAUCGUGUCCCUCAUCAAGUCGGCCAUGAUGCUGCAGAGGGGCUACGUGCUGCCCAACUACGAUUUCAAGAAGGGCAACCCGGAGAUCCCGUUCAACAAGUGGGGCAUCAAGGUCCCCUCGAACCUCAUCCCCUGGCCGAAGAGCAAGAAGUACAUCAGCGUCAACAGCUUCGGCUUCGGUGGCGGUAAUGCCCACGCCGUGCUGGAGGCACCCCCCAAGCGCCUGAACAUCCCGACGGCGUGGGAUGGCGAGUACGCCGAGCCCCGCCGCCUCUUCGUGGUCUCGGCCCACAGCAAGGAAUCCCUCGCCGCCCAGAUGCAGAACGUGACCGUGUAUCUGGAGCGCCACCCAGUGGCCUUCCAGUGGAACCUGAUGGCCAACCUCGCCUACACCCUGGGCCAGAGGAGGUCGUUCCUGCCCUACAAGGCCGCCGUCUGCGCUGCCGACGGCGCCGCAUUGACCUCGGCCUUUUCCAUGGCGCCAUCGAACCCCGUGAGGACGACCACCCAGCCCAACAUCGGGUUCGUCUUCACCGGCCAGGGCGCACAGUGGCACGCCAUGGGGCGCGAACUCGUCGGCGCGUACCCGAUCUUCAAGCAGUCGCUCGAGAAGUUCGACGCCUGCUUGGCCCGCCUCGGCGCGAGCUUCAGCCUGAUGGAGGAGCUCAACCGCGACAAGGAUACCUCCCGUCUCUCCGACGCCGAGCUCAGCCAGCCCAGUUGCACGGCCAUCCAGCUUGCCCUGGUCGACCAGCUAUCCGCGUGGGGGGUCCACCCCAAAGCAGUCGUGGGCCAUUCCAGCGGCGAGAUCGGCGCCGCGUAUGCUGCGGGCGUUCUCACCCUCGAGGAGUGUGCCGCCGUCGCGUACUACCGCGGACAGUCGGUGCUACAGCUGAAGGCGGCCCACCCCGGGCUCCAAGGCAGCAUGCUCGCCGUCGGCGCCGGACCGAGCGAGAUCAUGCCCCUGAUCAAGACGCUCAAGGCCGGCAAGGCCACCAUCGCCUGCGUCAACAGCCCCGGGAGCAUCACGGCCUCGGGCGACGAGGAGGCCAUUGCCGAGCUGCAGGCCAAGAUCGAGCAGAAGCAGCUCUUCAACAGGAGGGUGCGCGUCGACACGGCCUACCACUCCCACCACAUGGAGCUGGUGGCCGACUGGUAUGGCAAAGCCGUCGGCGAGCUCGUGCCGACGGCCAAGUCGGACGUGGCUUUCUACUCGUCGCUGAAGGGCCAUCGCGUGGACUGCUCCGAGCUCACGACUUCCUACUGGGUCCGCAACCUCACCCAGCCAGUGCAGUUCUCCGGGGCUCUCACCGAGAUGUGCACGCCCACGGCGGGAGGCGAGAAGAUCGACCUGCUCGUCGAGAUCGGACCCCAUUCGGCCAUGGGAGGCCCCGUAAAGCAGGUACUCAAGGCCAUGGAAAGCCUGACCAAGAAGCCCCUCUAUCUGUCUUGCCUUGAACGGAACAAGGACGCAGUCGAGACCGCCCUCAACCUGGCCGGGUCUCUCUUCGCGCACGGCGCCAUGCUCGAUUUCGAGGCCAUCAACUUCCCCGUGCCUCCCGCCAAGGCGCUCGAGGUGUUGACCAACAUCCCCAAAUACCCGUGGGACCACACGAGGCGGUACUGGUGGGAGUCGCGGAUCAGCAAGAACCACCUCCACCGGCCGUUCCCUCGCAACGACGUGGUCGGCGCGCUGGCCGACUACUCCAACGAGCUCGAGCCGACGUGGCGCAACGUGAUCCGCGCGGACGAGCUGCCGUGGGUGCGCGGCCACAUGAUGCAGGACAUGAUCAUCUACCCCAUGGCCGGCUAUCUCGCCAUGGCGGUCGAGGCGGCGGCGCAGAGGGCUGCGCUCGCGGCCAAGUCGUUUGACCGGUUCGCCUUCCGGGACGUGACCAUCAGCCGCCCGCUCGUCAUCCAGGAAGGGUCCGACGCCGAGGUCAACAUCACCCUGCGGGCCUACACCGAGGGGACGCGGCAGUCGUCCAAGGACUGGGACGAGUUCCGCGUGUUCUCGUGGAACCGGGACCGCAACUGGAUCGAGCACUGCCGCGGCCUGAUCCGCGUCGAGCAGAGCACGGAUACCAACGCCGUGCACGACACGGCAGCCGACGAGCGGGCCUCGCUGGAGGAGCGCAAGGCCAAGGUCGCCGCCGGUUGCAGCAGCAGCAGCGGCGUCGCCGUCGAUCCGAAGGAGCUGUACCGCGAGCUCGAGGGCGUGUCGGCCAAGUACAACGCGCAGUUCCAGUCGAUGGAGAACUGCACGGGAAGCGACACCAACUGCGUGGCCGACAUUGUCGUGCCCGACACGAGCCGUGGCAUGCCCAAGGGCCACGAGUCGCCCCUCAUCAUCCACCCGGCCUUCCUCGACCAGUUCACCCACGCCGCCUGGGUCAUCCUCGGCGCCGGCCGCGGGAAAUUGGCCGCCCUGUACAUGCCGCGCUUCUUCAAGAGCCUGACCAUCUCCGCCGACGUCUGCCGGGCGCCCGGCGAUCGGCUGCGCCUCUACGGCGAGGGGAAUCCGGACUUUAAGAAUCCAGGCUCCACCAAGAUCACCAUGUUCGCGACCACCGAGGACGGCGCCUCGGAGCUGAUCAGCAUGGACGGGCUCGUCGUGGAUCCGUUCCUGGAUACGGGAGGUCUAUCAGACAAGGCCUCUACCCGCGAGCUAUGCUACAAGAUGACCUGGGAGCCGCUGUCGUCUCCCGAGGACACCAAGACGGAUGCCGAGACCAACGGCGCAGAGGUUGUUGUCGCCGCCACCCACACCCCCGAAUUAUCGGAGAGCAUCUCCAUCAUCUGCACGCCACAGCAGGAGAAGGCGCUGGGGUCGACAUUGAAGGCGCAAUUCAGCGGGUCCAGCAAGACCAGCAUCACCAUGGGAUCCCUCGACAAGGCCGACACGGACGGCAAGCUCUGCGUCGUCAUCUCGGAGCUGGACCAGCCCCUGCUCGCAACACUCGAUCCAGCCAACUUUGCCCGCGUGCAGAAGCUCGCCCAGUCUGCAAAGGGCAUCCUCUGGGUCGUCCGGGGAGCCCACACAGACUCGACGGAUCCGCGCCUCGGCAUGAUCCUCGGCCUGGCACGCACCGUCCGCUCCGAGACGAGCCUGAAGUUCGCCACUCUCGACCUCGACGGCGUCACCCCGCUCUCUGCCGCCCAGGCGUCGCAGCGGAUAUUCGACGUCGCCCGACACGUCUUCGGCAAGGGCGCAACCCCCAGCUCGGACAUGGAAUUCCAAGAGCGAGGCGGCGCCCUCAGCGUCUGCCGCGUGACCGACGACUCCGAGAUGAACACCUUCGUCGAGCAGCACACCAACCCCUCGACAGACCCCUUCCUGCAGCCCUUCAACCAGCCCGGGCGCCCUCUCAAGCUGCACGUCGGGACCAAGGGCGCGCUGGACACUCUGCACUUCAUCGACGACGCCAUCGCGGCGACCCCGCUCAGACCCGACGACAUCUCCAUCGAGGUCAAGGUGACGAGCAUGAACUUCAAAGACAUCAUGGUGUCGAUGGGCGAGGUUCCCAGCCCCUACCUGGGCGUCGAGUGCGCGGGCGUGAUCAGCGCCGUCGGCGCCGCCGUGACGCACCUCAAGGUGGGCGACCGCGUGUGCGCCAGCUCCGAGGGCGCCUACUCGACCUUCGUGCGGUGCAGGGCCACGAGCGCCGCGCGCGUGCCCGACUCCAUGACCCUCGAGACGGCGGCCACGGUGCCCGUGGUCUUCAGCACGGCCUACUACAGCUUGUUUGACGUCGCGCAUCUGCAGCGCGGGGAGUCGGUGCUGAUCCACGCUGCUGCGGGGGGUGUCGGGCAGGCGGCUAUCAUGCUGUGCCAGAUGGUCGGGGCCGAGGUGUACGCUACGGCGGGGAGCACGGCCAAGAAGGCGUUCCUGAUGGAGACGUACGGCAUCCCGUCUGAGCGCAUCUUCUUCAGCCGGGAUACUUCGUUUGCCGUUGGUGUGAAGCGCGCGACGGGCGGGCGUGGGGUCGACGUGGUGCUCAACUCGCUGGCCGGGGACGCGCUGCGGGCGACGUGGGAGUGCGUCGCGCCGUUCGGCCGGUUCGUCGAGAUUGGCAAGCGCGAUAUCCUCGCCAACUCCGGGCUCGGCAUGGCUGUGUUUGAGCAGAACGCCACCUUUGCUUCGGUCGACCUCACCGUUGUUGCGUCUGACAGGCCCCUUGUCAUGAGGCGUCUUCUUGAGGAUGUCCUCCGGUUGCUUUCCUACGGCGCUGUCAGGCCCAUCUCGCCUGUCACCACGUUCCCCAUCUCCAAUGUUGAGGCCGCCUUCCGGACGCUGCAGGCCGGGAAGGUCCACGGCAAGAUUCUCGUCACUGCUGGGCCGGACGACAUGGUCAAGGCAACCUAUUCCUCAAAGACCUUUGACAGAAUCCUCCGCAGCGAUGCAACCUACAUCAUCAUCGGCGGCACGGGCGGUAUCGGCCGCAGCAUGACCAAGUGGAUGGUCAGGAAGGGAGCCAAGAACAUCGUCAUCGUCUCCCGGUCGGACACCAUCUCCGCCAAGGUUGCCGAGGUGAUGGAAGACGCCAAGAGCCUCGGCGCCAACGUCGUUCUGCGCCGUUGCGACGUUUCCGACAGCCAGGAUGUUGAGCGCAUGGUCGGGGAGAUUGGGGCUCAGAUGCCGCCGGUACGGGGCGUCAUCCACAGUGCCAUGGUUCUAGACGACGUCCUGUUCGAAAAGAUGGACUUCACCCAGUGGGACAAGGUCGUCAAGUCCAAGGUCGCCGGCUGCUGGAACAUCCACACGGCGCUCUCUCACGCAACCCUCGACUUCUUCAUCGCCCUGAGCUCGGUGGCCGGCAUCAUCGGCAACCAUGGGCAGGCGGCCUACGCCUCGGCCAACACCUUCCUGGACUCGUUCGUGCAGUUCCGCCGGCGCCAGGGCCUCGCCGCCACGGCGCUCGACCUCGCCGCCGUCAGCGACACGGGCUACUUGGCCGAGAACGCCGAGAGGCAGAGGCAGGUCAUGGAGCAGAUCGGCGGCGAGGCCAUCGCCGAGCGGGAGAUCCUCGCCCUCGUGGCGGCCGCCAUCACGGGCCGGGCCGAGGAGACGUGCGGGUCGCAGGUGAUCACGGGUCUCAAGCUGCCCGCGGCCACGUUCCCGAGCCUGUUCUGGUCCUCGGACGGCAAGUUCUCCGAGCUGGUGGCGCGCGCCGCGUCGGAGCAGGGCGCCGAGAGCGGCGCCCAGGCGGCGGUGUCGCCCGGCGCGGCGCUGAAGCGGGCGACGUCGCACGCCGAGGCGCACACCAUCGUCGUCGAGGCGCUGAUGGACAAGACGGCGUCGGUGCUGAUGCUGCCGCGCGAGGAGCUCGACCCGACCAAGGAUAUUGUGUCGUACGGGCUCGACUCGCUCGUGUCCAUCGAGAUCCGCAACUGGAUCACCCGCGAGCUGGGCGCUGCUCUGCAGAUCCUCGACUUGCUCAGCAGCGGGUCGUUUGUCGCCAUCGCGGAGCUAAUUGUGAAGAAGACGGAGCUGGUUUCGUUUGAGAAGUAGGCUUGAUGAGUGUGGCGUGCCGGGUGUAGGGGUGUUUUCUGGGGAGGUGUUUUUCACGUUUUACAUCAGGUUGCUUCAUUUCACUACGAUUGUUAUUAUCUGAGAGAUUUGUGUUUUUCUUUCCUUUUUAUUUGCGAUGGUUUUUGCUUUCUUUCUUUGUCUUCUUCUU
Phialemonium atrogriseum is the source of this 7080-nucleotide messenger RNA. RefSeq lists its product as uncharacterized. Lineage: Eukaryota; Fungi; Ascomycota; Sordariomycetes; Cephalothecales; Cephalothecaceae. The transcript is spliced from 3 exons. The record is from RefSeq and is a predicted model, not a curated record. Gene Ontology annotation, molecular function: oxidoreductase activity; fatty acid synthase activity; 3-oxoacyl-[acyl-carrier-protein] synthase activity. Bases 12 to 6911 code for a protein of 2299 amino acids. Gene Ontology annotation, biological process: fatty acid biosynthetic process; secondary metabolite biosynthetic process.